This is a messenger RNA of Penicillium pulvis, 2400 nucleotides long. Its product is annotated as transcription factor domain-containing protein. The coding region runs from base 1 to 2400 and encodes 799 amino acids. NCBI's taxonomy places the organism in Eukaryota, Fungi, Ascomycota, Eurotiomycetes, Eurotiales, Aspergillaceae. The record is from RefSeq and is a predicted model, not a curated record. The transcript is spliced from 7 exons. Gene Ontology annotation, biological process: DNA-templated transcription; regulation of DNA-templated transcription. Gene Ontology annotation, molecular function: zinc ion binding; DNA-binding transcription factor activity, RNA polymerase II-specific; DNA binding.
AUGGGGUCAACAAAAUCCCCAAAUAAGCGGAAGUAUGUGACAACUGCUUGCGACACGUGCAGAGAGAGCAAAGUCAAGUGCGAUGGAACGCGGCCUGCUUGCGCAAACUGCCAGCAUAAAAUGAGGCCAUGUCAUUACCAGGCCGAGGAUAGACGAAAGAUAUCUUGGAAAUCCGUGGUGGAUCUGCUCACUAGUCGAGUGAAUGAGCUUACUCAGUUCAUUAUCGACCAGGGCUUCACACCACCACCCACGCUUGAUGACAACGAGGCAACAUUGAAGAAUGCAUUGGACACCUUAGGACUUCACCAUAUCCAGAGGUCUUUGGAGGGAGCUGAAAGGAAAGAGGUCUUUUGCAAACAGAUCAAUAUUGCAGAUUUGGAUCAAACAGUUUCAAACGAUGACGCUGCUGCCGAGAAUCUGGACAUAGGAGAGUUGGACCCGAACAUGAGCUUGCCGCUGGAGCCUUUCAUGAUUGUGGAGGGCAACCAUUCAUACGAUGCUCAGUCUGAGGCGGUGCCUUCACUGGAUUUUGUCUCUGAUGAUUUAAUCCAGCCCUUUUGGGAUGGACGCCCGGCUGUCCCGGACGAAGACCACAACAAACAACAUAGCCCAUUACCAGAACAACAUAUUGGCCCUACACCCCCCAGCGAUAAUGAAGUUAAGAAAGACGAGACCCCCCCACAACCUGAUUUUGAUGAUGGUACAGAAGACAUCGUUGAUCGACUUUCAGAUCGCAUGGGCAGUCUUCAAAUCGGAUCAGAUGGGCAAAUUCGAUACUACGGUCCCACAUCUCACUUCAAUCUUCUACGGAUGCCAACCCCUGACAAUUUGACAAUCCAUCGUACCAUUCGGAAGGAUGGCCAAGAUCAUCUCAAUCGAAUGGGGCUCGACAAAGAAGUUCCCCAUAGUAUGGAGGAGCAUUUGAUCAAUCUCUACUUUACGUGGCACAGUCCGUCCGUUGAUGUGGUGAACCGGGAUAUGUACGAGAUGGCAAAGCAACAGUGGAAGGAGCAGAUGGAAGACACGCCUUACUAUUCCGAAGCUCUAACAAAUGCUAUGUGCUGCCUUGGCGCUGCUUUCGAGCCCCGGUACCAUCCAAACUUCAUCACGUAUCCCAGAUCUUUAUCCGACUUCUUUGCAGAUCGAGCGAAGUCGCUUCUUGAUAUUGAACUUGACUCUCCCACCAUGGCCACCGUGCAAGCGAUGGUGGUUCUCAGUGGGCAUGAUAUUGGCUGCAAGCGUGAUGCGCGGGGGUGGCUAUACAGCGGUAUGGCAAUGCGUCUCGCAUUCGAUCUGGGAUUGCAUAUUGACAUGUCAAACAUGGUCGCGAAUGGAUCUAUUAGCGAGGUCGAAGCUGACGUGCGACGGAUGGUAUUCUGGGGCGCUUAUACGCUGGACCACCGCUGGGGAUUCCUUCUGGGACGCCCAUUCAGGACAAAUCUCGAAGAUGUCACGAUCCAGAGGCCUGGCGUUGGCUUUAGAAAGAACCAGGCCCAACGGUGGUACCCGUAUGGACUACCUCAUCCUACCGAAUACCCUCCUGGUUUGUCAAUAGCCAACUCUGCUUCCUCACUAAACCUGCAUCGCAUUACACUCUGUGAAAUAAUGACACCACUGGGUCAUGUUUUGUAUGGAUCUUCAAAGAUCUCCAGACAGGCCCUCCAAAAGUUGAAUGCGGAGACUACUGACAGACUUUUGCAAUGGAAAGCCAACUUACCAGAUUUCCUACAAAUCAAUAUCGACGAGCACACCACUCCUCAUUUACCACAUGUAUUACUACUCCAUCUAUAUUAUCACCAAGUGGUAAUUCAUGCUCACCGACCAUGGAUUUCAAAAAGCUCAAUCCAGCCCCAGCCACAGCAAGGUGCCGGUCACGUCCAUGCUAGAAAGAUGUGCGUGGAUUCAGGCACCGCAAUAGCCAAAAUCCUUCAAAUAUACGAGAAGUUCUAUACCUUCCGCCGCAUGAACAUUCAAGUCGUGGCAAUUACCUGCUCAGCAGCACUGAUGCUCAUUUUCGCCAAAGCUCUUCAUCGCAGUGCUCACGAUGACGAAGAAACCGUGGCAAACCUAAACAUUUGCUUCCGCGCAUUGGAGGAAUUUGGAUCGGCCUGGGAGAGUGCUCAGCGCGCACAGAGCUUUCUUCUCCGUAUUCAAGGGCUAUGGGAUAUCCAAAUUCGACCUUACCGGGCUGGUAAACGGGCAGAAUCUCAAUCCAUGGGUGCCUUAGGUUUGCGUGAGGAUUUUAUGCGGUUUAAACGAUCGCGAACUUCAAAUACACCCCUGUCAGGUAGGAACUUUGGGACCCCAGGCAGUGGUGAUGCCACUAAUACUGACUGUGAGUCCGAGGAGCUGGAAUGUUUGUGGGCUGCUACAAUGGGAGCUGUACCUGCCUCACAAUGA